Cladocopium goreaui is the source of this 1680-nucleotide messenger RNA. NCBI's taxonomy places the organism in Eukaryota, Dinophyceae, Suessiales, Symbiodiniaceae. The record is from the annotation of a GenBank genome assembly.
AUGACUGGAACUGUAGCUCAAGCCGUUGUUUUAGCUGCUUUGUGCAGCUCGGAUGCUUUUCUGAAGAUUGAUCGCCCGGUUGCAUCAUCGCCAGAACCAAUGCCCAAUGCAGUGGUUGAAGCGGACAGCCCAGAGUUUGCCCAGCCUGCUUCUGAGGCCGGUAUGGGUUUGGAUGAAGCGGGUGAGGAGAGGAAGGAGAACAAGGGCCGCAAGAGAAAACAACAUGAUGAUGGCAAACCUUCUCUUCCUGUUCCUACUCGUCGAGUUCGUGGCAAACAGUCUGCCUUGGCCUUCUCAUCCAAACCACCAAAAAAGGGUCGGGGAUAUGGCAGAGGAAACCAAAAAGCAACGGGAAAAUCAGCAGCAGUCUCUAUCUUUCAAAAAGAGGCAAUAUGCAAAGCAUAUGACCAUUUGGUUGCAGAAGGUUCAAUGAAGCCAGGGAAAGAGCUGGAAAACAUGAAAAUGCCUGGCUACUACAAGGGCUGCACGGGCAAAACCCGUAUCGAACAGCAAUGGACCUUACUUUGCCAAACAGCCCCCAAAUUGUGCAAAGCAAAGAAAGAGCUCCCAAACAGCUUGCGUUUGAUCAUAGAUCAUCCUACUUUCAAGGGUGGAAGCGGAAACAAGCCUGUGAAGUCACAAAGCAAAACAGUAAUGCCUUUUGUUCUGAAGCUAGUUGUGGAAGAGAUGGUGAUGGAACGGAUUGAUGCUGGGGAAGAAGUGGGGCUUGCCUUUGUCCAAAACACAAUCAUUUGGUGCUGCUCUCUCUGGAACGACAAUAUCCAACUCAUGCGUGAGAUAAUUCGUUCCAAAAACAUAGACAUGCUAAGGGCUGAGGAUGAACGGUUGUCCCAAUUGUCAUCGGCAGAGUUGGAUGCAACGUUUCAGUCCAUGUACCAGAAAGUCGAUGAAGUGCUGGUCUCUGUGAGUGUCUGCAAAACGAGUGGUGCUCUGAGGAAGCAGGCGGAGCGAUUGUGCAACCAAUUUGGUUUGCGCAUGCGCAGCAACGAAAAGCCUGGCGCACACUUACCACAUGGGCAUCCGUCGUUGGAAGCCAUCAGAACGUAUAUUAAGUCUCUCACAGAUGGACAUUCGGUCCACGAGAGACUUGUCUGCAAUUUUGACCAAGUCUGGUCUCUUCAGUUCAGACCAAAGCGGUCAUGCUUGCAAAAGGAUUCAGCACUGGCUGGCCAUCGAGAUGAUGCAUUGAAAAAAUCACUUUACCUUAGAAAGAUCCGGCACAACUUGGAAGUAGCGAUGAAUCUUCCAGUCACAGAACUCAACCCCAGUGAAAAGCAAUUGGUCCAGGCACCCAAACCGCCACAAAUUUCUGGCGGCAAGGCUGCUACAGCUAUGGUUAGUGAGUGGCGUGUGCCUCGAACAGUGACCACGCUGAGCUUUGUGGACGGACAUGUAGGGAGGUCCUUCGUAACUCUCCGAGAAGGAAGUUUGCCAGAUGAAACACGUAUGCGUCUUGGAAAGGAGCUGGGUAGGCACCUAGUUAUCGACCAGCCGCAGCCCAAGUCCCACAUGUGGAGCGAAUCGACCUUUGUACGGUACCUGGCUCACCUAAGCCAGGAGAUACGCCUUCGACGAAAGCAACUGGGUCUCACAUUCCAGGACAGGGCGCUUUGCUUCUUUGACCAGGCACGGACAGAUGACGCGAAAAGCCAUUGGCUA